This is a messenger RNA of Miniopterus natalensis, 3313 nucleotides long. RefSeq names its product neuropeptide FF-amide peptide precursor (gene NPFF). Gene Ontology annotation, biological process: excitatory postsynaptic potential. Gene Ontology annotation, molecular function: G protein-coupled receptor binding; neuropeptide hormone activity. NCBI's taxonomy places the organism in Eukaryota, Metazoa, Chordata, Mammalia, Chiroptera, Miniopteridae. Gene Ontology annotation, cellular component: dendrite; perikaryon; axon terminus. The record is from RefSeq and is a predicted model, not a curated record.
AACCUGGGCAUAUGCCCUGACCGGGAAUUGAACUGGUGAUCUCUUGGUUCUGGGGUCGAUGCUCAACCACUUGAGCAACACUUGCGGGGCCCAACAAUUUUUUUAAGACAAAAAUAAGUCCUACCUUCAAGAAGUUUCCAACAUGACUGGGAGAUGCAGAGACCAAAAGAGAAGUUUUCUAUGAUUCUGUAAGUUCUGUGGUUAGGCAGGGGUGGGGGUGGGACAUUGAUUAGAAGCAGGUAAGAGAGUUCUCAAGAAAAGAGGUAAUGCUUAGGAACCACAUGGAGUAAGAAGGUGUAGGGUGGUCACCAGUGAUUGGAUUUGUGUAUUCCUUAAUAAUUAUCACAAGUGAGGAGAGUGGGCCAGGCUGGAGAACUUGACCAGGAGAUGGCAGGUGUCUCUGAGGGUUUCCCAAUAGGACAGAAAUUAUCUAAGAAACUGUUUGUGGCUGAUGUUUGGUAUAAUUGACACAAAGAGGGAGACUAAGUCUCAGGAGUAGGAAAGGCAGUUGUGGUCUUCACUGUGGUCAGGAAUACAUGGGGGCCCAGAGAAGGGGGAGAAAGGAAGUUACUGAAAGCCAAAUACUAAUGCCAAGCUUAAGAGGUUUGGGAGGUGGGGAUGAGACUGAAGGCCGGGCAGUUUUCCAUGUUAGCAGAAUUAAUCCAUUCCAACUACUAACCAAAGGAGAGACGAGUCACCUCUAUCCUGAACAUAGGAAGCCAGCUAGAUCAGCUCCUUUCCUGAUGCAGCCUCAGCUCAGAUAGUGUUGUACUUGGUGAUCAGAGAAAUAGCAGAGGGGGAGCAGCAGGGUGGUAAACACGAAGUGCCUGCUCUGCACUAAGUGGAAAGCUAGGUGCUUUGCGUCACUUACUGCUCACAGCAAUCUCUUGAUAACAGGAGUAGUUGCCUCAUUUUAUUGAAGAAGUGAGGUUAAGGUUAAGUAAUACUUGCCCCAAGGCACACAGCAAAGUGCCAAGAGCUGGGAUUAAAACUGAGUUCUGUCUGACCCCAGAGCUGCUCCUUGCCAUGCCCCACCUCUGCUCCUCUGGACUUCUGUGAGAGAAGAACACAAGGACCUCACUGUGGGGAAGGAUCCAUUUCCCGCAGAAGAACCAUCUACCUAUGGUCUUAAUACUCCCCUUUAAGAAGUAGUAAAACUACAAGGUGCAAUAGUGAAUGUCAGGUUCUGUGCUGGGGACCAGUGUGAGACAAAGCUCACAGAAUGUCUCACCUAGCUUAGGCUGCAUUAAUAGAAAUUAGUAUCUAGAGCAUCUUGAUCAAAACCAGCUCUAAUCUAGCUGCCCAAAGUGCAGAUUGGUUUACAAAUGCCUCACUUUAAAGAGGGGGGACGCUUCCCCUUGAACAAAAAGAGACUAAUAUAGAGUAGAAGAAUGAAAUGUCUUCAAACCUGCGAAAGGCUCGCAUACGUGAAAGAAUGGAGAGAUGUUCUGUGAGACUUAAUGAGGCAAAACUAAGACCCCCUGGUGGAGGCCACAGGAGACGGAAACAGCUCAGUGCAAGGAUAAAUCUGCAAAGACUCAGGAGACGGUAAGUUCCCAGGAUUUGGGUGUGUCAAGCUCCACACAGCUAAAGUUCUGAGGACACUUGCUCUGUGUUAGAUCCUGUACUGAAUGGGUGACCAAAAGCAUCUCAAAUAAUGCUCACCCUAGGAAGUAGUUUCUUUUCGUGUUGCUGUGUUCUAGGUGCAGAAACUGCAGUUUCAAGAGGUAGGCAGCUUGCCAAGGCUGAUCACAGGCUCUUUACAUCAUGGCACCUCUCCAGGAAGGCUAUGGAAACACUGGGUCCGGGGGUGGGGAGGGUUGCUGAGGAAGGAAUCGUAGGAUCAGAAGGGAAAGGGCACCAGGUGACUUGGAAGGACCCCUUCCUGAGAGGCAGGUAUUUCCUAAGGCUGGAUUCUAGUCUCCUGCCCCAGUAGGUCAGAGCCAGGCAGAGGCGGGGGUGACUAGAGUGAGAUGGACAAAAUCAUAGUCCAGCCUAGCAUUCUGCCCCUUCCUUUCUGGAACUCUAGAAUCAGCUUCAUGAACCUCCAACCACCAGGCCCUUCUAAGAGCUCUAUUCCAGAAAAAGGAAAUGGCUGGACCUGACAGUAUGGAGCUGUGGCCACAGGGUGGCAGCAGUGCCUCAGCUGCAGAGGAUGUCUCCCUAGACCAAGGUGAGGCAGGUUCCAAGUAGUUGCCCUUUAGUGAAGAUGGGGUCCAUCUACAAAGAUUUGAAGCAAUCCCCACUUUCUGUGAGAUCCACACUUUCUUUUAGUUUCCUUCUGCAUCUCACUUCUCUAUCCACAGGUAAAUCUCAUAGUAGUGACUCCAUUUGUAACCCUCCAAGAGGCACAUAUGCAGGGAUAUGAAUGGACUGGUGACCCUGACUGCAGCCAGUUAGGGGAGGAACCAGGCUGGGUCACCCCAGCCACCUCUGACUCUGGCUCUUCCCCCCACUCCCUCUGUUCCAGGACACAAUACCUAGCCCUUCCUGACAGAACUUUCUUUAUGCUUUUAUUUUCAAGUUAGAAAAGAGGUGAUCAAUUGGAGCUCUCCAACCUGUUGAGGGAUUGGGGGGUUCUUAAAGGGCCCCCAGGGCCUGGCUCUGACAAAGCAUCUGCAAUUAAUGAUGCUUUUUGAGCUCUGGAGACAGGAUUUAUGCAUCUAAUAAAGUCUGUAACUCCAGGCUUAGGGGAUGGGGCUGGAGGCUGAGAGCAGGAAGUCCCUGAGGGGCCAUGGGAGGGGAUCCCAGGGGUUCUUAAAUGGAGCCGUGCAUUUCCAUUGCCUGCUCUAGAUUCCCCCUCAGGCUGCUAUAGGGAUGGGGGACAGGGGGACAGCAGGUAUAAGAGGCAGAGGUGGCCGUAGGAAGGCAGAUGACAGCAUGGAUUCCAGGCAGUCAGCAGUGCUGCUGGUGGUGCUGCUUUUAAUAACAGACUGGGGCCACGCUGAAGGACCAGGGGGCCAGGAUGGAGAUCAGAUCUUCACGGAGGAAGACACCGGACCCCGCGCACUGCAGGAUGCUGAGACCCCUGUUUCACUCUGGCUCUCCCUGCUCCAGGCCAUGCAGAGACCAGGCCGGAGCCCAGCUUUCCAGUUUCAGCCCCAGAGGUUUGGCAGAAAUACCCGAGGCUCCUGGAACAAUGAACGGCUGAGUACCCGAGCUGGGGAGGGGCUGAGCUCCCCCUUCUGGAGUCUGGCUGCCCCUCAGCGCUUUGGGAAGAAGUGACAUGUCAUCUCUUGAUAUGUUUGCAUGCAAGGCCCACACUCAAAAGUGCAAUGUGUCCCCCUCCAAAUAAAGCUGUCUGGCUUCUGAA